CUGGGUCGGGUAUGAACAGGCCAACUGCAAAGGAGAGCAGUUUGUGUUUGAGAAAGGUGAGUAUCCUCGAUGGGACUCUUGGACCAACAGCCGCCGGACCGAUGCACUCAGCUCCCUGAGACCCAUCAAAGUGGACAGCCAGGAACACAAAAUCAUCCUUUAUGAAAACCCAAACUUCACUGGGAAGAAGAUUGAGAUCAUCGAUGAUGAUGUGCCUAGCUUCCACGCUCACGGCUACCAGGAGAAAGUGUCAUCUGUGAGGGUGCAGAGUGGAAC
This is a messenger RNA of Gracilinanus agilis (Agile Gracile Mouse Opossum), 276 nucleotides long. RefSeq names its product beta-crystallin B2. Lineage: Eukaryota; Metazoa; Chordata; Mammalia; Didelphimorphia; Didelphidae. The record is from RefSeq and is a predicted model, not a curated record. Gene Ontology annotation, molecular function: structural constituent of eye lens. The annotation marks the transcript as partial. The transcript has 2 exons. Gene Ontology annotation, biological process: visual perception; lens development in camera-type eye.